AAGCCUUCCUUUUGCGUUUCGCUCGAGUUUAAACGAUUCUUUUUAUAGUCCAAGCAUUCAAUUGUUCUUCUUCUUUCUUCUUUUCAUACUGACGUCCAACUACUCUUUUAUUUUCACUUGCGGUUAAGAUACCCUCCUUUUUUCAACGCGACAAGAGCCAUCAAAAAUUGACGCAUUGAUUCCCAAAAAUAACCUUGGCACUUCUAGUGCAAAUAAUAGCUUCCUUAAUCCUGGUAGCUGCAGUAGUAGUAACAAUAGUGUUUAUAGCGAACCUGUUAACACCAGCAAUAUUACAUCUAGCUCACAACACCGUCGUAUACCCUUUGUUCACCGAUUGUCUUCUUUCAGAAAACACAAAAGAAGCUCAUCCAUCUCUUCUCCAAUGCCACCGAAUCAACCUGAAUCGUAUAAAAGCUCAAGCAAUAACAGCGUUAAGGAAGAUCUCUAUUCCGCUGAACUCGUUUUAAAAGUCAAUGUUAUACAAGCACGCAAUUUAAUUCGAGAUGAUGAGACGAAUGCUCUUAGCCCUUAUGCAAAUGUCUGUUGUGGUGGGAUCCGACAUAGGACAGAUACUCUGAAAAAAUCGUCCAAUCCUGAGUGGAACUGUAUCUUUGAGUUCAAUUUGUCAAAUGAUAUUCUAGGUCAUAAGAGGAGGCUGAGGGCGUUGAAGAAGCAAGGAUUAUCCAUUACAGUGUAUAGUAAAGAUCGAUUCUCUUCUAUAUUCUUGGGUCAAAUCAAUUUGUCACUUGACCAACUGUUUAAACAAAAUGAAUCCAUGACUUUUGAGAAAUCUCAUCCCAAAUGGCUUCCUUUGUCGCUACCAAGCAGACAGCAUAGACGACUUCACCUGAGAAGAAAGAAGCUGGAUGACUCAGCACCGACAACGACAGCAGUAGCCCCAGAGUCACUUUCAGAUAGUGAGCAAACCGAAAUACAGAUCCAAUAUGGAUUGUUGUUAAAGACGAGUCAUGGAGACAUAAUACCUUAUGAUGAUGCUAUUUUAAGAGACGACUGGCAGUCUUUACUAGCCGAUGAUAGCACCAGCAACAUCAAAGAUGAGGAGCUGUCAGGGGAAACUGAAGCAGAAUCAGGAAUAGGAGGAUCGGUGGAUGAGGAAACUCUCUCUUCAUCGGUACCCGCGCCUAUGCCUGCUUUACAUGGAAGCUCGAGUACAACUUCGUUUAGUAGCCGUUUCAGGCGACCCUUAAGACACAAUCACUCAACAUCCUCUACUACUUCAUCCUCUUCCAUUGCAUUUAACACAGCUCCUUCAACACCUGCAAUCCAUCAGACGGAGACCCUUCCAUCCGGUGAUACGACCGGUGAUAAGAAAAAGGGUAGGAAACUUAGACGAAAGUUUAAGAGAAAACAAAAGAACCGAAAGGCCUCCAAAGGGGGAUACGCAAAGUUCUAUUCAGAUAUAAUGGGCGUCACAUUCUUGGAAAUUGAGAGCGCAAAGGACCUCCCCCCUGAGCGUAAUAUGACAAGAACUGGCUUUGAUAUGGACCCUUUUGUGAUUAUCAGUUAUGGUACUUCUACUUUCCGUACAAGAGCCAUUCGACACAGUUUGAACCCUGUGUGGAAUGAAAAGCUAUUCUUCCAUGUGCGAAACACAGAAGAAAAUUACAAGAUCAAAUUCGCCAUUUAUGAUAAAGAUAAGUUUUCCAACAAUGACUUUGUUGCCUCUCAGGAGAUCACAAUUGCAGACAUUAUACAGAAAAUGCCCACAAGUCCAUCUUCAGCAGUAGAUGCAUUGGCCCAUGCUACUCCUUCCCUGUCAACGAGUGAACAUCAGGAUUCCGAAAAACAGGAUAAAAGAGAGGAGGAUUGUCUAACAGCUUCUUCUAAUGAAAUUGAACGCAAUAUGGGUCGACAUACCAUCCCCUUAAACUUGGCGAAACCGGAAAAAUGGAAAGACAGCUGCCACCCAAUGCUAACCUUCCGUGCCAAAUUUGUGCCUUAUGUGGAAAUGAGACGAAUGUUUUGGAUGGCCUUGGCUAAAGCAUGUGAUGCCGAUAAUUCAAAUACAAUGAAUCGUUUGGAAGUACAGACGAUGCUAGAAGCACUAGGUUCCAAUAUCUCAGAACACACACUUGAUAAGUUUUGGAAGCAGCAUGAUAAAGAUCCUAGUGAAGAUUUGACUCUAGAUGAAUUGGUCGAAAGUUUAGAAGCAUUCAUAUUAGCUAGUGAUAAAACAGAAGAAGACCCGAACGUCAUUAUUGAGCAAUCGAAAGAUGUACCUAUCUCGGCAGAUAAAUAUACGACCGCCAACCCAUUUUUCAUGGCGGCAACCUCAGAUGACGAGGAAGAAAGAGAAGGCUACGAGCAUUCUGAUGAAGAAGAUGAGGACGACGACUAUGAAGACGGACAAAUGAUGGAUGAUGAUGAAUACAUAGAUGAUGAAGAAGAGGAUGAAGAUGAAGACGAUGAAAGUGAGUACGACUAUUUCACCAGUCAUAAUGAAUAUGACGAUGAUUAUAUGGAUUCCGCAAGGUCUGGUUCCUCCAGCGCAGCAACAGCAUCCUCUGUGUCGCCUGAUGAAUCUAACUAUGAAGCUUUGGCUGAAGGAGAAGGAAUCCAAUAUGUUGAUACAGCUUUGAAACAGCUUCAGUUAAAGGAUGUUGAUGGUUCGACAGCCACAACCAACAAGCACCAUCACGAAAAAGUGAUUCGGCUGAAUGAAUGUCCUAUCUGUCACAAGCCCAAUCUGGCAAAACGUGGGCAGAUGGACAUCAUCACUCAUGUUGCAACUUGCGCAGCUAAUGAUUGGACUACUGUUGAUAGGUUCCUGAUUAGUAAUUUUGGUUCAGAAGCACAAGCUCAACGGAAGUGGUUUGUUAAGCUAGUGAAUCAAGUCGGCUAUGGAAGAUAUUCUAUUGGGAAGAAUAAUGCCAAUAUUAUUGUUCAAGACCGCUUGACAGGGCAGUUGAUCGAUGAACGGAUGAGUGUUUACAUUCGAUUAGGCAUGCGGCUCUUAUAUAAAGGAAUGAAAUCAAGUAUUCAAUCAAGAGCAGCUAAGCGCUUGCUAGCAAAUAUGUCCUACAAGCAAGGCCGCCGUUUUGAUAGCCCUCUUUCUCAACGUGAGAUCAGACCUUUUAUAAAAUUCCAUCAGUUAGACAUGAGCGAAGUGCUGGAACCUAUCGAAAACUUUAAAACAUUCAACGAGUUUUUCUACAGAAAGCUGAAACCAGGGUCACGGCCAUGUGAUGCACCUGAUAAUCAAAGAGUUGCCGUCAGUCCUGCUGAUUGUCGUAUGAUGGCAUUCCCAUCUGUAGACGCCGCUACUACUCUAUGGAUUAAAGGUUUGGAAUUCAGUCUGUCCAAGCUGCUCGAUGAUGCACAGGAAGCAAAGUAUUUCGAAGGCGGAUCUUUGGCUAUUUUCAGAUUGGCUCCCCAAGACUACCACCGUUUCCAUUCUCCAGUAGAUGGCACCAUUCGCAAAAUACAUAAUGUGGAAGGACAGUACUUUACUGUGAAUCCAAUGGCUAUUCGAACUACUCUAGAUGUGUACGGUGAAAAUAAACGAGACAUAGUCUAUAUGGAGACGGAGGAGUUUGGUCAAGUAGCAGUUGUUUGUAUAGGUGCAAUGAUGGUUGGCUCCAUUAUUUUGACUGCUGGCGUUGGUGACUAUCUCAAACGAACAGAUGAGCUGGGUUACUUCGCCUUUGGUGGAAGUACUUUGGUCGUAUUAUUCCAGAAGCAUGCGUUGCGUUUUGAUGAAGAUUUGUUAGAAAAUGCCAAUAACUCGUUAGAAACACUGGUGCGCGUCGGCAAUCAUAUUGGCGUACAUCCUUGAUAUCCUUAUUACUAACUAUUUAUUUUAGAGAUUCCCCCCCCUAACCCAGAUUAUAUACUUCCUUUUCUCUUCUGUAUUAACAUUAUCAAUUUAAAGUAAAACGAUCACCGAUGAACUUAAUAAUUAAUAUAAUUGUAUUGUUGAGUUCAUUAUUGCGAUUUGAUUUUUACUACGCUGAACAAAUGAGCUGAAAAUCUCCGAAUUGUGGAAGUUGGUAUCGUAAUGGUUGGUGUAAGCAUUAAUUCCUACUCAAACAAAAGUGCAUAACAAGUACUCUAUAUGCUUUCCCUUUUCUUUUCGUCAGAGAAGCAAUAUAAAAUUGAUUGAAUUAGAAUGAAAUAAAGCUGAUUACCGUCGUAAGAAUAA
Messenger RNA from Mycotypha africana, 4162 nucleotides. Its product is annotated as phosphatidylserine decarboxylase-domain-containing protein. Gene Ontology annotation, molecular function: phosphatidylserine decarboxylase activity. The coding region runs from base 383 to 3796 and encodes 1137 amino acids. NCBI's taxonomy places the organism in Eukaryota, Fungi, Mucoromycota, Mucoromycetes, Mucorales, Mycotyphaceae. The transcript has 7 exons. Gene Ontology annotation, biological process: phospholipid biosynthetic process. The record is from RefSeq and is a predicted model, not a curated record.